Molecule: messenger RNA, 1766 nt
Organism: Ixodes scapularis (black-legged tick)
Lineage: Eukaryota; Metazoa; Arthropoda; Arachnida; Ixodida; Ixodidae
Product: ADP-ribose glycohydrolase ARH3
Exons: 11
Coding region: 136-1380 (414 amino acids)
Cellular component (GO): mitochondrion; nucleus
Source: RefSeq, a predicted model, not a curated record
CACCGCGCAUUUCUUCCGCGGGUCUGUGCGAGAAGUUGUCGAAGUGUCAGAACUGUCAAGUCGGUCGUGCUUAUUCCAGAGAACCGAAUCUGUGGAAGAUUUUAUUGUUUUUGGAGGAGUGUACAACAUCCAAGCAUGGCUUCAACAUCCAAGGGUACUAAACCUAAGGACAAGAGGAGUGUACAACAUCCAAGUGGAGGCAUGGCUUCAACAUCCAAGGGUACUAAACCUAAGGACAAGAGAGGUGUACCACAUCAAGGCAAAGACAUGGCUUCAACAUCCAAGGGUACUCAACCUAAGGACAAAACCAAUACAUCGAUCGGCAUGCGAGCGAAAUAUCAAGGAUGCAUGGUCGGCGCUUUAAUUGGCGACUGUCUUGGAUCUCCGUUUGAACGUCUGCCACGUCGACAUGUCCUUCCGACGUCCUAUCUUCCAUAUUUUCUUCGGCGAGUUUUGAAUGAGUCUGUGGAACAAGAUGAAUAUGCAGGGCGCAGAUUCACUGAAAUCCCAGGACAUCCCUUUGGUGGACAUUACAUGUACACUGACGACACUGCAAUGACACAUGCCCUUGCUGAGUCAUUGAUAAAAAACAAUGGUUUUAAUCCACGUCAUGUUGCCGAAAGUUUCACAGAAGAGUUCUUUGGAAACGAGGACUGUCGAGGAGAGUAUGGUCCAAAAGUCAGAGUUGUGUUCUCGCAGCUCAGGAAAACUCGCUUCAGAGAUGUGUGGGAACCAGCAAAGUCUCAGUUUGAUGGAACCGGGUCAUAUGGCAACGGGGCUGCCAUGCGCGUGGCACCUGUGGCCCUCUUCUAUCGGUUGGAUGAACCAAAAGCAAUCAAGGUGGCACAAGACCAGGCGAAACUGACUCACGCCCACAGGUGGGGCUACAAUGGUGCAGUGCUGAUUUGCCUCGCAAUUCAGCUGGCGCUUACCCUGGAUCCACGAGAGUCUCUCGACGUGGAGGAGUUUCUGGAGGUCUUGACAAAGAAGAUGGAAAAAGUUGAGGAGGAUCGGUUCUACUGUGACAAGUUGCAGACCAUCAAGGAGAUGCUUUUGAAUCCACAUCGUGACUUUACACCAGAAGAAGUUGCCGACAGGCUAGGGAAUGAAAUCACUGCCGAUCGUUCAGUCCCAGCUGCACUGUACUGCUUUCUGAGGGGAGGAAAGCCAUUGAAAAGUUAUCCAGUAAGUUUGACUUCCAACGGCUUCCUGCGGUCCUUGUACUUUGCUAUUUCUCUGGGUGGUGACACUGACACCAUUGGCACCAUGACUGGUAGCAUUGCUGGUGCCUAUUAUGGUAUCUUCAGAAUACCCAGGUCCAUGCAGAAGUACUGCCAAGGUGAAAGGCACGCGACACAUCUGGCAAGCAGCCUGGUUUAAUGCCCUUGCAAGUUAUCUUGCAGAAACAUUCCUGAACAAAGUGAUGUUCAUUUUUUGAGCAGUGUCUCAUGCUCGUCCAUCACGUUCACGCUGUUCUUUUCAUUUUGUAGGCGUAAUUGAAGAUCAUUUUCUCUAAGCUGCACCAAAGGUUGGCAAGUAAAACUCCAAAGCAACUUUUUAUUUUUAAUGUAUGGCUGAAGAACUAGUCUCUUCUGUGAUCUUGUAUUGUUUUAUAAUGCCCAGAUAUGUCAAUGGCAUUACACAUUCUAAAUAUUUUUUAUAUAAAUAUUUUACUAUGCUGGUAAAAUUCUUUAAUUUACAAUCUUGGUUUUAUAUUAUAAAACUUUUAUAUAGCUGUGUGUUUAAUAAAGUGAUUUUAAAUUUUG